AUCUAUCAAUGAUAAUUUACCCUGUAACUACCCAUUGGAAGAUAAUUUACCGCCAAAACGACAAUGCUUUCUUCACCAUUGCUGCACAGUUCCUCUUCAUCUCUCCUGAUUCGCCAUAGAUCCCAGCAUCUCGACCUUCUUCAUCAAAGCACUGGUUUUCAGUUCCAGAGCCCCAACUCCUCUCCGCUUGCUGGGUUUUGCACGAACUUCAUCGGAUCCCUCGUUUCAAAAUCAGCUUUUUCUUCGUCUUCUGCUCCUUUCUUGCUCGGAGAUGAUUUCGAGGUCGAGCUUGGGCGGUUGCUGUCUCUCUUGCCGGAAGAUAUGCGCCGGAGAGUCGGGGAGCACGCGGAGCUCAACCACUUGAUCGAGGUCGUCAUGGACUUGGGCCGCAAGCCCCUGGCACGGUUCCCCUCAGGAGACUUCGUGUUGUCGGAUCAACCAAUUACCGUGCAGGAUCUUGAGCAUGCCACCUCUCAGGUUGGCGAUUUUUCCAUUGAUAACAGAGCUGGAAUCAGCCGAACCUUGCACAGGAUUAGUGCCAUUAGGAAUCGUAAAGGUAAGAUUAUUGGUUUGACCUGCCGUGUGGGACGAGCUGUAUCAGGAAGUGCCAACUCUUUACAAGAUUUAGUUAAGGCUGGGGCUUCGAUGUUGCUAAUUGGACCUCCAGGAGUAGGAAAAACUACGAUUAUUAGGGAUAUAGCUAGGAUGCUUGCAAAUGAUUAUGGGAAACGUGUCAUGAUUGUUGAUACUUCAAAUGAAAUUGGUGGGGAUGGAGAUAUAGCUCAUGCAGGAAUAGGCAACGCACGACGCAUGCAAGUUCCACACGCCGACAUGCAACACAAGGUGUUGAUAGAAGCAGUUGAGAAUCAUAUGCCCCAAGUGAUUGUAAUAGAUGAAAUUGGUACUAAGCUAGAGGCAAUGGCAGCAAGUACAAUAUCACAACGCGGUAUUCAGUUAGUUGCCACUGCUCAUGGUGGAACAAUAGAGAAUUUAGUGAUGAAUCCAGAUCUAGAGAUGCUGGUCGGAGGUGUACAGAGUGUUACACUGGGUGAUGAAGAGGCAAUUCGUCGGGGUGUUCAAAAGUCUGUACUGGAAAGGAAAGGACCGUCGGUUUUUAGCUGUGGUGUUGAGAUGAUUUCCAUGACAGAGUUGCGAGUUCACCAUAACUUAGAAGCCACAGUGGACAUUAUUCUUUCAGGCCGCCAUCCCAGCUUUGAACUCCACAGAAUAAAUCCAAGAUCACAAGAGGAAGUGAGGGAAAAGGUGACUGUCCAGGAAUCUACUGACAGUAGAAGUGAAGCCGCCAUUGUUCGCACAUCAUGGUUGAACAGUGAUUUUAAUCCGGAAAUGGAUCCAAGCGCGGAAGGGGAUUGUGGUAAAAAUGAGGAGUCCCUUUGCCUAUUUCUCUAUGGGGUCUCAGAGGCAAAUGUGAUUCAAGGGAUUAAACAGUUAAAGAUAGAACAUGCCAUUGAAUUUACUGAUAACAUCAGCGAAGCAGAUGCUCUCCUAGCAUUGCAAUCCAAACUCAAAAGAAAUUCGGGUAUUCAAGCUGCUGCAAGAACUCGCGGUGUUCGUAUAUAUAUUUCAAAGACAAGUUCCUUAUCUCAGAUAACCAAGGCCAUAGAGGCUCUAGUGGCUGAUUAUGCUGAUGGUUCUAUAUUUUUUGAAUCUGAACCUAAGGUUAAUGAGUCAGAAAAGAUGGAUGCUUUGGAGGAGGCAAGGAUAGCCAUCGAGCGAGUAGUAAUCCCCAGAGGGGAACCAGUGGAGCUACUUCCUCGGCCAUCAAAUAUCAUGUCUCUCCAAACGGACCUCAUUUCUAAGUAUAACCUGACAUCAGAGAGAGUCGGGGCAGAAUCAGAUGCCCGCCUCCGCAUUAUUCCUUUCCAUAGUCCCUCGCAAGAAAAUAGCCGAAACGAAACUGAUGGGUCGCCCUAUAUUCUUGAUGUAUUGCCUUUAUUGCCAGAGUAGGUACGUAAUUCCUAUGUUUACUCUCUUCGCCUCAAAAAGUUCUUGUUUGCUUUUUGGUACACUGAAAUAAUAAAGCAAGAAGUUCUUUUAGGAAAGAAGAGAAUAUAGUUAAGGUUUCUACAUACCCUUUUGUUGUGGACUUGUGGUGCUAACCUGUCUGGUAAACCAAACAAGUCUUUGAAAUGUAAAAUAUUGUAGGGGCUGAAAAAGGGGCUCAAACCUUGUACAAGUCAAGACUCUUAUUUUUAAUUUGUUUUAUUUUUUAUGUCACAAGUCUUGUACUACUAAGAUAGACAUGUGUUGCUUAAUUUAUUAUUGUUGUUCAAACUAAUACAAUGGGAAGUAUAUU
Molecule: messenger RNA, 2317 nt
Organism: Cuscuta campestris
Lineage: Eukaryota; Viridiplantae; Streptophyta; Magnoliopsida; Solanales; Convolvulaceae
Source: the annotation of a GenBank genome assembly